This is a messenger RNA of Dendronephthya gigantea, 1781 nucleotides long. RefSeq names its product protein ABHD4-like. The record is from RefSeq and is a predicted model, not a curated record. The transcript has 5 exons. Lineage: Eukaryota; Metazoa; Cnidaria; Anthozoa; Malacalcyonacea; Nephtheidae. Bases 463 to 1530 code for a protein of 355 amino acids.
UUCUGAACAUUUUUCACUCUUUCAGAGGUCAAAAGCCUCUAAGAAAAUUGCACUCAGUAAAAAAAUUAGAAUCUACACGACUAAAAUCAUAAAGAAAAUCUGCCAAUCGCCCGAAAUGCCGGUAUCAUAAUACUACAGUGACUUCGGAAACGACGAGUCAUGACGAAGGAUGAACAAUGACGUCAUUAUAGAAUUAAAUGUACGUAUAUGAUUUUGGGAAGAAUGUAAACAAACAUUACAUAGCGUUUUCUGUCUUUUUUGCCAAGAACGAAAUAGAAAUUACGUUAUCUUUGCAUGGAAUAUCAGUACUAAAGCGGCUUCAGAGGUUGAGUCAGUAAGUGUACAUUGUAAUCAAUGGAGGAACAAGAAUACGUUGAAACUCAAAGUCGGUGGGUAAUUAUGGCCAUAUAAAUUCUUCAAGCGUUAAAAGUUAAAACCAAACCAACCAGCGAAAAUUGAAAAAUGAACUCCUUGCUCUCUCCAAACUAUAGAAUUACAUCAAAGCUUCCAAGUUGGUAUUCCAAUUGGUUUCGAUGGCGUCCAACAUCCGAUGAACUGCUCAGGGACGCUGAAGCUAGAAUUUUGAAAAAAUUGGAUGUGCCUUACAAGGCACGUUAUGUGACAACCUCACAGCAAGAAAAGAUAUGGACAGUGUCAUUCAAUCCAGAAGGAACGAAGACCCCAAUUUUAAUGAUACAUGGUUUUGGUGCUGGUCUUGGUAUGUGGGCGUUGAAUAUAAAAGAGCUGUCAAAAGACCGCCCCGUACACACCUUUGACGUGCUGGGUUUUGCUCGGAGCUCUCGGCCGUCCUUUGAUGGCGAGGCAGAGGCGGUUGAAGAGACAUUUAUCAACUCAAUUGAAGACACAAGAAAAGAAUUAGGCCUGGAGAAGUUUAUUUUAUUUGGGCAUAGUUUUGGUGGAUAUUUAGCUUACGCUUAUACCAUUAAACAUCAAGAGCAAGUGAAAUCACUGAUCCUUGCUGAUCCCUGGGGGUUUUCUGAAAAACCAGAGGAUUGGGAUAGCAAUGUUUCCAUUCCAAUAUGGAUCAAACUUGUGGUGAACAUAAUGCAAAAAUUUAAUCCAUUUUCUGGGAUUAGGGUUGCUGGACCAUUAGGUCCAUCGCUUGUGCGAAGAUUUCGUCCGGACUUGGAGAGAAAGUUCUCAAGUCUUUUCGACGAUGAUACAAUACUUAAUUAUAUCUAUCACUGCAAUGCUCAAAAGCCAAGUGGUGAGGUUGCAUUCAAGAAAUUAGUUCUACCUUAUGGUUGGGCCAAGUUCCCCAUGAUUCACCGAAUGAAAUACAUCAAUGCGCAAAUUAAAGUUACCAUGUUGUUUGGUUCACAUUCCUGGAUAGACAACUCAAUGACUGAACAAAUGGUGAAAGAACAUCCAAAUCAAUUCAGUACUUACACAAUUAGUGGUGCUGGUCACCAUGUAUAUGCUGACCAACCUCAGUAUUUUAACAGUGUGAUGACAGGAAUUUGUGAGUCCUUUGACAAGCAAUUCGAUUUAACAAUAGAAGGGGAAUAGGUCGUUGAAUACAUGUAAAUAGUGUAGAUAGAAUAUUACAAUUCCAUUUUAUAAUAAGAUAUAUAUUUGAAUCAAGGACACAAUAUAUGGAAGUCAAAAUUGCUCAGAUCUUAUAUAUUCUUAUAACGAAAUUAAUCAAUUGCCAGUAAUUCAAUGUAUAUACUUUGACCAAUCGAAUUUGUUGUAAACUAGGCUAGAUUGUAAAUAAAGAAUUGCUUCGUAAAAGAAUGUCAGAUAUCACAAAAACUCUU